Messenger RNA from Ochlerotatus camptorhynchus, 3171 nucleotides. Its product is annotated as G-protein coupled receptor Mth2-like. The transcript is spliced from 8 exons. Lineage: Eukaryota; Metazoa; Arthropoda; Insecta; Diptera; Culicidae. Bases 1016 to 2734 code for a protein of 572 amino acids. Gene Ontology annotation, biological process: cell surface receptor signaling pathway; G protein-coupled receptor signaling pathway. Gene Ontology annotation, cellular component: membrane. The record is from RefSeq and is a predicted model, not a curated record. Gene Ontology annotation, molecular function: G protein-coupled receptor activity.
AAUAGAUAUCUCUUGUUCUGUGUAGUGUCUUUGAGGGAUCUGUAACGUAGUUUCGGCGCGGUUUUAAAUCUGUUUGGUAUCCUAAACCAACAGGAAGAGAAGAGUGUUCCAACAACGUGUGAAAAACUCUUCUUCGCGUGCUGCAGCGUGUUGCAAGAAGGCAGAUAAAAAGAAAUACACGGUGUUUGUUCUGCAUCGUCCAGGAAGGUGUGAAGCGAAAGGAACCACCCUUCUUCCUGGUGGUUGUUAUGAAUGAAAAUACAGCUCUAGCGGUCCCAAUCGCUCGCCGGAGAAAAUAAUAAAAAAAAGUGUGUUAACUGUUUGCAAACGAGUUUGCUUUGCCGGUGUUGAAAGUGCAAAAUUCAUACAUCAUUCCACCUCCAGAGAGUGACGAUAUGAGCCAAUAAGUGUUCAAUAGAGUAGGUCUUUCAUCGAGGACUGAGUGAGCCAGGCGCGCAACCAGUUUCAAAGAUUGUAACGUACUUAAAUUACAUCAGUGGAUGAAUGGGAUUGUCAUUAAAUAGCAGCUAAACGGGUCAUAAACCAGUUGUUGAUAAGUUGAUUGUUUUUGACCCCAAGAAUCUCAUCAAACAAGUGAUAUGCUGUGUUGGCCGUGUAUAAAUUUCCGGUUUCCUGUUUGCUGAUUUUGGAUCUCGCUUGAGUGCUGUGUGAAAAGAUUGUCGGUGUGGGUUUUUCGCAGAACAGAAUUUCCAGAACAAAACAAAGCAGCAUUAGCUCCAGCAUUUCAUCACAACAGUCAGCGACUACCUAGGACUAGACGGUCGAACAUUUCUUCGCAUAAAGUUGUAUCGCAAGAAGAUUUUUUUUGAUGCGGUGGUUAGCUGACGGAGCUUGUUAGUCGAUUAUAAACGUACAAAUACCCCACUGCAGGGCGUGGGAUGCGAUGUCUUGUUAUGUCAUUUAACAUGUGAUUAAAGAAAGUGUGUCAUUUUGGAAGACCUUUCCCGUUAAAAAAAGUGUGUCAGUCAGUAUAUUCAAGCAAGAGAGAAUCAAAAUGAAGAUCAAUGCAAAAUAUGUGUGUGCCCUGUUGGCGAUUUUCAGUGUGAAGUACAUUAGCUGUGAUAGUUUGCCGUGUGAUUUCAUGGAUUCGCUCAACAUUACCGAUGGAAUUCGCGAUGCGUUGGGCAACAUCAUUCACAAUAGCAUCCUGUACAAACCAAAGUACUACAGGACGAUUGAUUACGAUUACGAAAAUUUUUCCACGAAAAAAUACGUACAGGAGUACAUCCGGGGAUGUCCUUGCGCGGUGCGGUUGUGCGUUAGAAUGUGCUGCCCCCGGGGAACAAUGCUGUUUAACAGAAAAUGUGAACCCUUCGAUGUCAAAAUGGAGGUACUAUUGAACACCAGUUUGUACAACGAGCAGCGAAAAUUCGAGCUGGUGGAUUUGGCGCAGCACAAUAUGUACGGGUUUCUGUAUGGAAAACCCUGUCAGCACGUGUACGAGCUGGACCAUCCGGGAGAUAAAUGGUCAUUAGCUAGGAAUGGCAGCAUCAUUUACGAUGACAAACUGUACACCAGGAACCGAUACUGUUUUAUGCAAAACAAUCUCUCGGAACCUGUCAUGCCGUUCGUGUGCUUUGAAACGCAGGAGGAGUUCAAGUACGCACUAUAUCCGAUAGGAAUGCUUCUGUCGGUUCCGUUCCUGCUGGUCACGUUCUUCGUUUAUGCCUGCAUUCCGGAGCUGCGAAAUAUGCACGGAAAAUCGCUGAUGUGCUACGUUCUGGGAUUGGCCGUUGGCUACACGGUUCUGUCGUUGGUUCAGAUGGCCAUUUUUGAGGGAAAGUCCUUGCCGUGCAUGUUUCUCGGAUAUAUGGUGUAUUUUUGGUUCAUGGUUAGCUUCUUCUGGCUGAACGUGAUGUCCUUCGACAUCUACUGGACUUUCAGGGGAGUCCGUGGUGCCAAAAGUACCGAGCGAAAAAAGUUUGCCCUGUACUCGUUGUAUGCUUGGGGCUGUCCGCUGCUUCUGACAUCAAUUGCUCUAAUUAUCGAUAACACCGAACUGCUUCCCUUGAGCUAUAGGCCUAGCAUAGGUGUUACGCGCUGUCUAGUAGCAGAAGACAAAUAUGUGGAAUUUUUCUACCUGUACCUGCCGCUGUUGCUGCUGGUGCUUGCCAAUGUAGUCUUUUUCGUAAUUACCGCGACGCGAAUCAUCAAAAUCCAACGGGAAACUUCCAUGGUGAGGCGUGGAGAUUCCAAGCGCCACUCAAAGCUGGACAACGAUCGAGAUAGGUUCGGCCUAUACCUGCGACUGUUCAUCGUGAUGGGAGUGACCUGGUCCCUGGAGGUGGUCUCGUGGGCCGUGAACAACGUCGCUUGGAUGUUCUACAUCUCGGACAUCUGCAACUGCAUGCAAGGAUUCCUGAUUUUCAUGCUGUUCGUGUGGAAGCAGAAAAUCAAACGACUUAUCUACAAAAAGUAUGUUCGGGAUUCCGUUGGGCGAAGCGGAAAUGUCGUUAUCAAGCUCCAGCACGCGUACGACGACCACCACAGUGACGUCCUCGUUCAACGGUUCCAAAAUGGACAGACCAUUGGUACAUCGAGUAAGUCUGGAUCAGCAUACGGCACCUCCGACUCCAACUCCAACGGUGCUGGACACCUCGGAAAAGCGCUUGAAGCUCAACAAGUUCGGUUGAACGUGGAAACGCAGCUGCUGCUGGUACCGAGGUCGGUCAGCGUCGAUCGUACCACCGAAGAGAGUGAGCUGGCGAAUUGAAUUGUGUGGAUGGUACAUAUUUGGAACGAUGUUGGAAGAUAACCAAAGAUAUGAGAAGUGUUAAGGUCUACUAGUACAAAGCAUUUAGCGCAGCUAGUUUUAACUGAACCGGUUAGAUGGGACGUAUUCUAUAAGAUACGGUAGCUUCCUAAAUUUAAGUACGAUGGAAAAUAUUUUCUGAGAAAGCAUUUUAGAUACAGCAAGGUUGUACAUAUUUUUUUUCGAAUCAUUGUAAGGACCUUCUGACCGUCAAUACCAAUAAGGUAUUGUCAAUCCUUUUCCGUGCUGGUUUUUUAAUAUACGUCGUUGUAGAUUGUGCAUUUUACAGUUAGAGCAGAUAUAUUAAAAAUAAUGCUAGUUACCGAAGUAAUUAUUCUACGUCCUGUUUGUGAAACACGUAUUGCAAUUAGCCUUAAAUAAAUGUGCAUUUCAUCUUC